Molecule: messenger RNA, 1176 nt
Organism: Athalia rosae (coleseed sawfly)
Lineage: Eukaryota; Metazoa; Arthropoda; Insecta; Hymenoptera; Athaliidae
Product: zinc metalloproteinase nas-13-like
Exons: 5
Coding region: 213-1154 (313 amino acids)
Biological process (GO): proteolysis
Molecular function (GO): zinc ion binding; metalloendopeptidase activity
Source: RefSeq, a predicted model, not a curated record
CGGCGCAGCGCCUGUGGUUUAUCUUUGUUGGCCCCAUUACUUCCGUAUUGGGAGUGGGGUUCGCGCUCCCCUGCACGAUAUAAAGAAGCUAGCUACGGUUCAAAUUUCGUCAGUUCUGAACGGUACAGUUCUUGGGGCAGAAACUUGCACUCACAGCAACCCCAGGUCGGCAGUACGAUACGAACGAACAUCAUCAAAGUAGAGCGUAAACGAUGGCCAUCGAGCGUCAAACCUUCUUCCUAAUUGUCAUUUUGGCGACAUCGUCUGCCUGGCCAUUUUUCCGGCGUCGCGAUGUCUUCGACAACGCCGUUGACAGCCCCCUAGGAGUUAUGGGCCACCUUCGGCACCUGGACGAAUUACUUUACGGUUUACCCAACAAUGACACCGGACGAAGGGUCGCGGAGUGGCACCCCUCGAUGGAAGUCAAUCCCGAAGAACUCGGCCCGUACGCAGAGGGUGACAUUCUGUUCCCCGCGGCAAUGGGGCGGAAUGGUUUGAAAACGGAAAGCACACGAUGGCCCGGCGGAAUCAUCCCCUACAUGAUCAGUCCGAUAUUCCGAGGCGCGGAUCUAAGGACGAUCAAAGAGGCGAUGAACGACUACCACGUAAACACUUGCGUACAAUUCGUACCCUACAACGGCGAAGGUAACGACUACAUCAGAAUCACAGCCGGAAAUACCGGAUGCUGGAGCAGCGUCGGACGCAUCGGAGGACCGCAGGACGUGAAUCUCCAGAUACCUGGAUGCGUCACCAAAAAGGGAACGGUCAUUCACGAAUUGAUGCACGCCGUUGGAUUCUUGCACGAGCAAAAUAGGUGGGAACGUGACAAUCACGUCACUAUCAACUGGGGAAACAUUCAAUCUGGGAGAAACAACAAUUUUGAAAAAGCUACAAAGGAAACUACCAACGCUUUUGGCGUAGGAUAUGACUAUGGCAGCGUGAUGCACUAUUCUUCGAACGCUUUUUCCGUCAACGGGAGACCGACUAUCGAGCCAAAAGAGCCCGGUGGCCUUUUGGGCCUUGUGGGCGAAUUUUUCAAUGGUCAGACCAAAGCCGUACUCGGACAGCGUGAAGGAUUCAGCAAAAAAGACAUACAGAAGAUCCGACGUAUGUACAAAUGCACGAAGAGGAGGAGGAGCUAUUACGACUACUGAGCAUCCGAAGGAAAGUGAUCCC